GGCUUGGGGAGGGGAGCGCGAAGGAGGAGCGGGAAGCGGGGGAAGCAAAAGUUGCCGUGAGGGCGGGGCCGCGCCCGGAGUCGCCGCCGGGAGGGGGCGGGAGAGGAGCUGCGUGAGGAGCCGGCGGUUCACAGGAAAGAGAAUGAAUGAACAUGGAGUCUUCUAAACUGGAAUAUAUUUCAUGGGUUACAGUUAGAAGUAAAAAGAAGAUGGAACAAAAUGAGAGAACAGGAGUAUAACAGCUGACAAGAACUGUGCAGUUCUGUGAUGUAGAUACAUACAUAUAAACUUUCAGUAUAAUACAGCUAAUGAUUUAUAGUAAUACUUUAUUGAUAUCCCUGGAAGAAGUCAGUUACUGUGCAACUUGCUUAAUAAGAACUUUUAUUCUAAUUAUUUUUAACAUGUUUUAACCUUAACUGGACACUUUUGUUUAUUUAUUUUUUAAAGACUGAGGGUUAAAAACUUUGUUCAGCUGUAUUUUUACUGGGAGACUGAUCCUAAGGGAUGGCUCACGGCUGCUCAUGGAAAAUGGACUUUAGCCCAUGGAUGGAUACUACUGCACAGAGUUGAAUGGAAUGCCAUGACUUUAGAAAUAUUCUUGUAGAACCACCUUCUUUGCCUUGCACCCAUCAUAUCCUUAAAUAUUUAAGUGUGAACAUUGUGAUUAUAAACUCUAAAAAACAAUGGCAUGGGUGAAAUUCCUAAGAAAACCUGGGGGUAACCUUGGAAAAGUUUAUCAGCCUGGAAGCAUUCUGUCAUUGGCCCCUACAAAAGGCUUGCUAAAUGAACCUGGACAAAACAGCUGCUUUCUUAAUAGUGCUGUUCAGGUGUUAUGGCAACUUGACAUAUUUCGACGAAGUUUAAGAGGUUUAACUGGACAUGUGUGUCAAGGAGAUGCCUGCAUAUUUUGUGCUUUAAAGGCAAUCUUCUCACAAUUCCAACACAGCCGAGAAAAAGCGCUCCCGUCGGAUAACAUGAGACACGCGCUGGCAGAAAGCUUCAAGGAUGAGCAGCGCUUCCAGCUGGGGUUCAUGGAUGAUGCAGCAGAAUGCUUUGAAAAUAUCCUUGAGAGGAUUCAUUUCCACUUAGUGCCAAACAGUGAAACAGAUAUGUGCACUUCAAAAUCGUGUAUUUCUCACCAGAAGUUUGCUAUGACACUGUAUGAGCAGUGUGUGUGUCGCAGUUGUGGAGCAUCAUCAGAUCCGUUGCCUUUUACGGAAUUUGUGCGUUACAUUUCCACCACAGCCCUGUGUAAUGAAGUCGAGAAAAUGAUGGAGAGGCAUGAACGUCUCAAGCCAGAAAUGUUUGCAGAAUUGCUGCAGGCAGCAAACACUGCUGAUGACUACAGAAAGUGUCCUAGUAAUUGUGGUCAAAAAAUAAAAAUCCGUCGUGUUCUUAUGAAUUGUCCUGAGAUUGUCACCAUUGGUUUAGUCUGGGAUUCAGAACACUCUGAUCUGACAGAAGAGGUUAUGCGGAAUCUGGCAACACAACUUUAUCUUCCCGGGCUGUUUUAUAGGGUUACAGAUGAAAAUGCCAAAAACAGUGAGCUUUUUCUUGUGGGAAUGAUUUGCUACACGAGCCGACAUUACUGUGCCUUUGCCUUUCACACCAAGAGCUGCAAAUGGGUGCUGUUUGAUGAUGCUAAUGUAAAAGAGAUUGGAACAAAAUGGAAAGAUGUGGUGUCCAGGUGCAUUCGAUGUCACUUCCAACCAUUGCUGCUGUUUUAUGCCAACCCAGAUGGCACAGCUGUGUCUCCAGAAGAUGCACCAAAGCAGAUUAUUCACUGGUCUCAAUGCAAGGCAGCAGGAGGAAAUGGGGAAGACCAGGGAUUUGAAAAGCAUUCUGCUGCAAAAGCAGACCACGUGAAAGAGAAUGGAAUUGGAGAUUCCACUAAUCAAAGGAGUAGUAAAAAACUUCAGCCAGAUAAUCCUGCAUUCAGUAGAAGCCAUAUUCAAGCAAGUGGUGGUAGAGGCCCAGCCAAAUUAGGAUACAGUGAACAAAAGGACAGGCUAAAGGAUUUAUCCAGAGAGUGUGCCCAGAAAGCUGCUGACAUGAAAAACUUCACAUCUGUACGGAAAGAUGCAGACAGAGGACCAAGGAAAGAGUCUGGGAGACAAAGAGACUUGAUUGGAGAAGAGCGUUCCGGUGCCAAGUCAGGGUCUCCUCCGGUUGGAAACGGACUGCGGCACUGCGUGGAUCAGCGGAUCUACGGCAGCCAGGGAAGGGGCCCCUACAGGCACGACAACCAAGCACCUCACCAGGCAAAGCUUUCUGCACAUGUGCUUGGGUCAAACAAAACAGAGCCUUUUCCUGCUGGGGAGAAACCAGUGACAAGGACACGGAGCGAUGGCGUCACUGGCUACGACACGGAUACCAGUCAAGACUCCAGGGACAAAGGAAGUAUCAGCAGCAGGAGCAGGAGUAAAGGUUGGAAACCAAUGCGGGAGACACUGAAUGUAGACAGCAUUUUCAGUGAGACUGAGAAAAAACAGCACAGCCCAAAGCACAAAGCAGCCCUGAGCAGUAAAUCCAAGCACGAGAAGGAGCGGAGCUUUAACCACUGGCCAAAGGAGAACCAAAUGCAGAAGGGUUUAAUGACUAUAUAUGAAGAUGAGGCAAAACAGGAUACAGGAAGUCGAAGUUCACUGGAUUCUGAGGGAAAAGGGAAUGCUGAGAAAAGCAAAGGAUUUACAGAGAGAAAAAUCCAUGGUGAUAACUGGCAAAUUCAGAGGACAGAAUCUGGGUAUGAAAGCAGUGACCAUAUCAGCAAUGGCUCUGCAAAUCCAGACUCCCCUGUUAUUGAAGGAAUCAGUACGGCAGAUGCCAAGAAUGUGAAGGAAAGUGCUUCCUGCAGUGAACAGAACUUGCCAACCAAAAAAGCUGACAGUGUGGUACAUUCAGUUCCCCAGCAGAACAGAAGCUUCCAUGCCCCAGAUUUGAGGAAAGACCAGAUCAGUUCUGAAGUUAACUACAGACCUCAUCCUCAUGUUGGUUUCCCAACAGAAUUACAUUUGCAGGUGCCCAGUCCUCCAGUAAAGAGAGCUGAAAUGCCUGAGACCAACAGGAAAUUUUUCCCCUCGUCAGCUCUCCAGCCAGUUGUCAGAGAGAUUGUGAAGUCAGACAGCAGGAACAAGGCCAACGAGCCGAACUCUUGCGAGUGGCUCCAGGCAGAGAGGUUUGAGAAGCUGAGCGUGCCGGUGUACUGUGCGGACAGCGUGUCCCAGCCCUUCCCAGACAAUGCCUGUGGCAGGAAGCCCAUCCACAGCGACCUUCCCCCCCCCGCCCAGCCGCAGUCUCAUCACACAAGGAGUGUGUCCCACCACACUCUGGGUCCCAAGGUGGGGCUGGUGCCCUGUGCCCCUCAGAGCCUGCCCGAAAGGCCGGCGGUGCCGCCCGCCCCUCCUGGCGAGCACGGUGGGCACCUGCUCCGGAGGGCAGAUCCCCUCUGGGUGCCUGAAGCUGUGUACCAGAACAUUCCUCCCCCCUUACCUCCCAAGAAAUACGCUCUGAGCACUUUGGCAGGAUCAGAGAAUAACUCGCUAGCGGAUGGAAAAUCAACGGAAGCGUUGCAGAACAGUCCAUUAAGGCAAACAGGUGCACCUUCAAAGUCUGCAUCAGAAGCAAGUGCAGUCCCAGCUGAGCAAAGGCUUAAAGAGCCCUUUCCAGGGAACGAAGUGUUUGUUCACAAACCGGAUUCUCCACCUCGCUUAUCAGUUAAUGAGUUCUGGACCGUGUCUGAGAACAUGCUGAAGAAAGGAUCUCGUCACACGGGACCCAGCCCUGGCUAUGGGAACGCCGAUGGGAACGACAGCGUGUCCCUGACCACUUACUUCUCAGUAGACAGCUGCAUGACUGACACCUACAGGCUGAAGUACCACCAGAGGCCCAAGCUGUAUUUCACAGAGAGUGGAAGCUUCCACAAGGAGAAGCAUCCUGCAGCAGCUGGAGUGGAUCUGAAUGCCACAUACCCUGCCACUCUGGAGCCCAGGCAUCCCACCUCCGAACAGAGGUACAAGGCAAAUGCAGAGGGAAUACACUGCAGUCGAUAGGCUCUUCAAGAAGCCCACACCUGGAUCUCACUUUGGCAUUUCAUGUGGUCUGUAAAGGGGCACAACUUCUGUGUGUGUGUGAUAAUCAGGUACCCAGCUGACUGUACUUUCCUUGGGAUCUGUGACUGUUCAAACGAGUAUGCAAAGAGGCGAACAGAGGAGAAGAGGUGCUAAACUUGUGGUUCUUUGCUUUGUUACUCUAGUUGCCUUAAUGCUUACCUCUGUUACUCAGCUUGUCUUCUUCAGUUUGUAUUCCAUGUGGUCCUUGGGGCGUGCACGCUUUGCAGCAGCGGGAUCAGCUGGAUGUUACAGAUUCUGCAAGAAGAUCUGGUUAGCUGCAGUGUAAGAAGUGUUCCUUCAGACUGUGGUCACUACAUUCUUAGACUAACAAAAGGGAAAAGCAUGCUACCACAACUAAUGCAGUCCAUUUAGGCAUAACAGAGCAGUAUUUGUUCUCAGAGGUAGCAGGUGGUGGCACGGUUUUUUCAACUGAUGUCUCUCAGAGCCUGUGCUUUCACAAACCUUCAAGUGUCUUUUAAUGCAAGUUUAUGAGAGGAUUUAUUUUUUAUUUGAAAAGCCUUAAUAAUAAUAAUAAUAUUUCUUUAAAAACCAUUUUUGGUUUGCAAGUGUUAAAUGAGACUUCCAAAGGGAAUUGAAGUAAACUGCAGUAAUACUUUCCUAUUAAUACCUCGGCUCUGUUAGUGUACGUUUUUAAACACAUUUAUCAGAUUUGUUCACCCUUUAAGCUGUAUACUUUAACUUAUUCAAUUUAACUUCCUAAGUUAGAAACCAGUAUAACAGAAUAGGACGCUAAUUAUAAAUACAGAGUUAUGCAACAAUGAAAUAUUAAUUUUGUAAUAUUUUAGAAGUAAUUCCUACUUACAUUCAGUUCUGACUUAUUCUGCAAUUGCAUGCAAAGUCAAUGCUGCUAUUUAUUAAACUCCCCUUUUUUAUCCAGCUUGACAUUUUGGUUCAUGGGGAUCAUACACUUGAUUUUUUUUUAUUUUUUUUUUUUAACUAACAUAUUUUCCUGUUUGAAACAGUCCUACACAUGAAUAUGGUCUGCAUUAGCAGGUCAGGCUGAAUGUGCAGCCAGACUGGUGGCUAAGGGGGCAUGGAAAGAAGAGGUUCCUCUUUCUCUGCUCUGUCAUUCUGUCUCCAGUUUUGGCAGCUCUGGAAUUUACCUUGUCUUUUGUUAACCUGAAUUGUCUUGGUAACAAGGAGGAAGAUUUAGUUGGCUUUUAUUUGGUUAGUUAAAUCAGUGCACAAAACCAUCUAGUGAGUGCUGAGGCAGUGGCAGCAAAGCCUGGCACAACCCAAAACCACAAAAUUUUUCCAUUACACAUUAGAGUGUUAACUUGGGGUGCUGCUGAUUACAUCUAAACAUAAUGCCUUUUAUUAUGAAAAUAAUGCAAGAAGGUUAAAUAUGCAUAAUAAACACUCUUACUUGCACUGUUGGUCAGAAAGGCUUUUUUUCAUGUUUAUAAUCUUAUGUACAUGUGUUUUAGUGCUUCAACCAAAUGAUGGCAACUGUUUAGCACAAUUAUCCAACGUAAACAUUUAAACAGUAGUUUUGCUUAUUUUGUGGCAAGAUCAGGUUUUUUUUCUCUUUAAAUAACAUGUACCUUACAGUAGAACUGGAACAUUAUAUAUAUGCAACAAACCAGGUAUCUCAGAUUAACCUUCUUUCUACCUUGAUCAAAAUUCAUUGUAGCACUUGAGGAAAAAAAAUGAAUUCUAGAAUUUACAGUGAAAAUACUAUGCAUGUUUCUUAAUGGCUGCUAGUAAACAGCAACUUAAACAAUGAUCCUUUUAUAAGAAAAUCAAUUGAAUACAGAAGAACACUAAAAAUGUAAGAACUUGGGUGAUUCCUAUUGUAAUAUUUUUAAGAGAGAUUUCAGAACCUGUAAAUUAAACUUUUCUAGUUCAUCUAGCCAUGUUACAUAAUAUAUAUAGCCAGUUAAGUACAACUGUCCUCUAAUACCUGUGUAAAAAACAAGAUUAUUGGAAUUUGUAAAUAAUGUAUAAUUUGUAAAAUGUUUUGCAAAAAACAAAAAAAAACCCUUGUAUUUGAAAUGACGACAGUAUUUUUAUGUAUGGAUAGCACAGCAACGACUGUGAAUGGUGUUAGAACACUUAUUUUUAAACAUGCAUAGCAAUGUUGAUACUUCUGUACCAUGAGCAAUAUGAAUGCCUCUUACUGAUACCAAUGAGCUCUGCUCCCAGUAAGCACAACUGGUAAACUCCUCUCUAAAGUAGCUGCAGUGACUUAGGUGUACUUCAGUCUCCUUGCUUAGCUUGGAACAAUCUUACCAGCCAGCUUCUUCUGUGACCCAUGUUUACCAGGUAUUUCAUGAUUACAUAGACAGCUAAUCAAGGCACCUUUGUUUUUAUAUUUGACUCUGCACUCCAUGUAUGUAUGUAUGUAAUAUUUGCUAACUAAUAUGUGAUAACUUGUUUUAACUUACCUAGGGUGCCUAUUUAUUUUUUUAUAAAUGUCCCCCUCAGCUAUAGAUUUGUAUAAGAGCCUAGACCAUUUUGUAACAGUAAAGAUAUUAACAAGUCUUGUAAUUAAUAUAUUUUUCAGUCUUUAGAAUUAUUUACUUGCAAAGUUCUACUUGUUCAAAAUAUCAAGAUAAAAAUUUAAAACUUU
Messenger RNA from Oenanthe melanoleuca, 6702 nucleotides. RefSeq names its product ubiquitin specific peptidase 53 (gene USP53). The transcript has 16 exons. Lineage: Eukaryota; Metazoa; Chordata; Aves; Passeriformes; Muscicapidae. Gene Ontology annotation, molecular function: cysteine-type deubiquitinase activity. Gene Ontology annotation, cellular component: cell-cell junction. Bases 684 to 4049 code for a protein of 1121 amino acids. The record is from RefSeq and is a predicted model, not a curated record. Gene Ontology annotation, biological process: sensory perception of sound; protein deubiquitination; response to auditory stimulus.